Molecule: messenger RNA, 4401 nt
Organism: Uloborus diversus
Lineage: Eukaryota; Metazoa; Arthropoda; Arachnida; Araneae; Uloboridae
Product: extracellular matrix organizing protein FRAS1-like
Exons: 25
Coding region: 1-4356 (1451 amino acids)
Biological process (GO): cell communication
Cellular component (GO): membrane
Source: RefSeq, a predicted model, not a curated record
AUGGACACUGAGAGUGAAAGUGGGAACUUGGGUGAUGAUAUCGAGAAAAAUCUGUUGCAGUAUGUUUUCCUUGAUGAUAAUGUGAAGGUUACAGAAGAUAAAUUUAUAUUUUCAUUUGAAGAUUCAAAACCAAUUAGAGUGGUCAAUAACAUUUUUUCAAUUACUUGGAUUCGCAUCAAGUUCAGCUCAUUCCAUAUUAAUUGUUCUGAAGUAGAUGGACUUCUAGAAAUUCCUGUUAAAAGAUAUGGAAACUUAUAUGUGAAUUUCACUGUGCAAUGUCAAUUGGAGGUGAAUUUAUCGAAGAAAUAUGCUAUUGUUCCUAUUACUAAUGAAAUUCACUUUGAAAAUGGGGUAAAAGAAAAAGAUUGUGUUUUUGAACUGCUUGAUAAUUCUGAAUUUGAAGGCAAAAAACAGUAUAGUAUUUCCUUAAUUUCUACUAUGGCAUUUUAUGGUAAUCCAAGUGUUGCAGUUAUAGACAUUUAUGAUAAUGAAGACGAACCCUUUUUAAGUUUCAAAGAAUCUUUAUUCUAUGUCAAUGAAAGUAACUCUUACUAUGAUUUUACUGUCACACGUAAAGGUGAUACUACUAAAGAAUUAAGCGCAAUGUGCAGCACUUCUGAUAUUUCGGCUCGUGGUAGUAGUGAUUUAAGGUUAACAUCUGGGACUGAUUAUAUAAGCCGUGCAAUUUCUUACGAAUCCUUUAUCACUUUUCAUCCUGGUGAAACUGAAGUAUCUUGCAAAGUGAAGAUUGUUGAUGAUAGCAUUUAUGAAGGAGAUGAAGAAUUCCAGUUGAUACUGUCAAACCCUCAUCCAAUUGGUAGACUUCAAAAUCCUACAAAAGCAACAGUGAUCAUAUGGGGAUUUAAUGACGCUAGCUAUGUGAAUAUAGAAAUGAAGGAAUAUAAUAUUUCUCGAGAGAUGAAAAAUUUCUCUAUUUCCUUAAUACGUGAAGGAAUAGAUUUGUCUCAGCCGUCUUCAGUUAGAUGUGGCAUUAAGUUAUCUAUAAGGAAAGAAGAAGAGAUAAUUUUGUAUCAUGAAAUAAAAUUUGAACCAUUUCAAACAUUAUCUAAAUGUCCUGUUGAAUUUUCAAGUCACCUCAACAAUUCUGACAUUUCUGAAAGCUUCUCAAUUUUUCUUGAAAAUCCAAUUGACUGCCUGCUAGGCCCUAAAAAUAAUCUCACAAUUCAUGUUAAUAAAGAAAAACAUGCUCCUGUGCUAGAAUUUGGUGCUGAUCAUAUUGUAGUGAAAGAAACUGAUGGCUAUGUCAGAAUUCCUAUUCUCAAAACUGGCGAUCUUGAUCAAAAUUCUACGGUAAUUUGUGUUACUGAGGAUGGCACAGCGAAAGCAAGGGAUGAUUAUGAAGAAAGAUAUCAAAAUAGAAAGCUGUCAUUGAUUCAUAUAAAUUCUAAGGAGGCAGAAGCAAUUUGUGGUUUAAGCAUUUAUGAUGAUGAAAUUUAUGAAGGUCCUGAAACACUGAAGCUAAAAUUGAUGUUACCAUUGAAAAGUAAAAAUCCUGGCUAUACCCUUGGAGCUCAAAAAAGUGUCACCCUGGAAAUAAUUGAUCCAGAAGAUGCUACCAUUAUUGAACUGGAAAAAUCAGAAUAUGAAAUAACAGGAAAUAUUUUCCCUAAUGCUUCAGUCUCAGCUGCCCUUGUAAUUACCAGAAGUGGGGAUGUAAGCUCAACAUCUAAAGUUAGAAUCAGUACAAUUGAUGGAUCUGCAACUUCUGGUUUGGAUUAUUAUGCUAAAAGUAAACUUAUUCAUUUUGCUGCAGGUGAAAAACAAAAGAAAUUUGAAAUUGAAAUUUUGUAUAACAUGCGUAGGAAUUGGCCUUCAUUUUUUACAGUAAUUCUUGGACCAGAUGAAAUAAUGAAUGCAGAAUUUGGUAACAUUUCUAAAGCUGUAGUUGUGAUCCCUAAUAUACCUUCUUCUAAAAGCUUGAUAUUGCCUGCAGUGCCAUUAGUUAUAUCUCUGUUGGACUUAGGAAAUGUUAGCAGAGGCUUAACACAGGAUGCAAAGUCUGGAUAUCCCUUAAUUUGCAUAACACCUUGUGAUAUAAAUCACCCAGAUUAUUCAGUCACCAACUCUCUUUGCAUCGAAUCUGAAAUAAAAACUGCAUCUUUGGAUUACCAGUGGGAAGUAUCAAUGCCUAUAGAUAAUGAAAGCUACCUUUCGCAUUUUGAAAGAAUUACUGAUGAUACAUUGUUCACCUCUGUUCAUGACAAAGUUCUGGACAGUAUAUAUUUUAGGCCACACGAGAAGGUUCGUUGCAUUGUAGCGCCUAAAGAUGCAAAAGGUCAUUUAGGAAUUCCAUUAAAGAGUGCAGCCAUUAAAAUUAGUCCCAUAGCAGGAUUUUGCCUAACCAGUAGGAGAAUGCAAAAUUUUAAAAGAUAUUUUCCAUCUCAGUCAUUUGUUGCUAAUCUUGAGUAUAUAAAUUCUUCAAACAGUGAACAUUCUAACAGAUUGCAUAUCCAUAUUGAAAUUCCUCAUGAGGAUGGUCUUUUGCCCUUGAUCUCUACAUAUCCUCUCCAUAAUAUUGAAUUUCUUCUUACCCAGAGUGUAUAUCAACAGCAACAUACAUGUUCAAAUUUACUACAAAAUUCAACAAGAAGCGCACAAACUAACAGCUUUUCUAAGUUUCUGUCUGCAGAUGUAAAUGACAUUAAGCAUGCUUUUCCUUGGUAUGCUGAACAAAUUAAAAACAAAACACGGAUGCUUUAUCAACAUCUUGAUUUAAGGAAAUGUAAAUGGACAUUUGACAGUUGGUAUAGUGUAAAUGAAUUGACAGAGUUAUGUGGUGGAACCGUAACAUCAGAUUUCAAAACACGUGAUACAAAUAAGGCUUACGUAACAGUUGUUCUACCCCUUUACAUUACGUAUUUAUUUGCUGCGGCUCCCACUGGCUGGACUUCCAUUGAACAUCACUCUCAGCUAGAAUUUUCUUUUUUCUACAACAUGCUUUUAUCGAAAUCAGGAUCACUCAUUGACAAUUCAUUUGAUGCUGCUCUUAAUAUAGUUCGAAUAGGUACAAACUCUGCAGGCCAACUGUAUUUUGAGUUCAAAACUGAAGCUAAGUUUUAUGGUCUUUUCGUGUUGGAACAUUAUACAGUUCCUGGAUUAAAAAGUCAUAUCUCCAUCCCAGAUAAUAUAAAUGUGCAAUUUGAUCUGCAAUUGCUUUGGACUGAGCAGACACUUGAGGGUCCAUCUCAGUUGUGGAAAGCAACUAGUAAUUACAAUUUAAAAGAUUACAGCGGUAACUAUACAAUAAAUUUGAUUCCUUGCAAAGUUACUUCAAGUUCGCAGAUUUCAUUGUAUAAAGGACAUAAUUUUUUGCCCUGCAUUGCUCAAGCUUUUCAGAAGUUUAAAGUUCCAUUGACCUUCCAGCAGUCAAAUCGCCCAGCUCCUGUUUCAUAUGAAUUAGAAACAUUUUUCCAAAUCUUUAAUGAUGAAAAUCUCUUUCUACAGAAUCCAUUUAAUAAUUCAGCAAGCUAUCAGUACAUUGAAUAUGAAGGAGCUUAUUCAAAAGGGGAAUAUGUGUAUGGAAGAGUGUUUUGGAGUCCUGAACAAGAGUUAGCUCCAUCUUACCAAUUGAGAAUCAAUGAAGUUAUACUUUGUGCUGCAGCAAAUGCUUUUUUAUCAGUUAAAGAAACUUUUGGAGACAUGCUGCAAUAUGGAUGCAUUACGUCUAACCAAAAUUUGAGACAUAAAUUUAUUUUAUUGGAUAGAAACAAUCCAGAUGCCAUGAAUUUAAACUUCCAAGGUAUAGCAUUUGAAGCAAAAUUUAUCGAUGAUGUGCCUGGAUUUUCACCUUUAUCAACUAUAUAUGGUGUUGAUGGUUUUACUUUCAAAAUUGAUCCGUUAUAUGAAAUUAAUGCCAAUCAGCAGUGGUUUUUACAAGUUAUGUAUUCAAUCAAGCCAAUGUUUAAAUUUCGUACCAGACGAACAUUAGAUGCAGACAAAUUACUUGAUGCGAAAGAGAAAAACGGUACCAAUAUCAAGAGAAUUGUUAUUAAGUCAGUAGAGUCAAGCAAAGCUUCAAAACUAUCAAGCAACACAGAAGAAAAUGAAGUAGGAGUUACGUUGAAAGCACACCAUUUUAUGUAUCUCAUCUCGUUAGUGUUGAUUAUAUUAAUAAUCUAUAUUAUGACUCUAAAUAAACCAAAGUUUCAGAAAAUAUUCUCAUAUCCAGCAUUUUUCUAUAUACAAUGUGUUUUUAAGAAGAAUCGAAAUGUAAGAGAUAAUAAUCAUUGUAAUAAAGAUUAUCAUCGAAAGUUUGAAAGGAAAGAAAAAUGUAGAGUGGUUGUUUAUAGACCUGUCGAAAUAACACAUUGUGAAAGCUUUGAGACAGAAGUUUGACUUUGUAUGCCUCCAUUGCAUAUUUUUAAUAAAAUAAACAUUAGA